AUGUCUGACAACGAAUUAGAUGAACUACUUUUACAAUUGAAAGAUGCAUGUAAAAAGUCUCGUCACCAUUCAUCGAAUGAAACUAAUCUCAAUACGACUCUUAAAAAGAUCGAUGUCUUCAUUAAUCGACGUCAGAUGAAGUUACUUAAUCAUCAAAAACGUCUCGAAGAUUUACAACGUGACUUACUAGUAUCCGAAUGUGAAAGUUCUCGCAAUCGUGUUGCACUCGAAAGAAAACAUUUCGAAGUCAAUCAAUUGCAUAUGAUGUUAGACAAAGCAGAACAAACUACUCAAGAUAUUAUCACUAAAUAUGAUAAAGAAAUGCAGAAAUUAACACAUCAGCUUUCAAAUGUUCAGCAAGAAUGUGAUCGAUUUAAGACAAUACAGACGAUUAAUCAAGAUGAUAAAUCAAUCAAAGAUGUCUUAACUGAAAUUCAUCGACUUCGAGAACAUAAUAAGAUGCUCGAAGUUGAUAAUCAACGUCUGUAUAUUGAAAAUGAUCAAUUGAAACAAGCACAAAAUUCGCCAUUGCAAAACUUACUCGAUUCGUUGCAACGCAGUAACUCCGUGAAUCCAACAUUAUUCGAGUCAAAAGUACAAUCUCUUGAGAAAGAUAUUCAAGAUUACAAACAACGUACAAAUCAACAAUCGGACGAAAUCGAAAAACUUCGUUUAGCGUUGCAUAAUAGUGAACAACAAUGUAGUUCACUCCGAUCAGAGCUACAGACUGCUCAAAAAGAAAAAGAAAUUCUCAAGGUUCAUUUACUCGAACAGAAAUUUAUGGAAAGUCCAUCAACUGAUCCUAAAGAGAUUGAUUAUGAAAAGUUCAUUCGUCAAGAACUUGAAACAAAUAUUGGCCAAGCAAAUAAACUGAUCAAUUAUUGGAAUUAUCAUAAAGAAUCCUUAGAAGAGAAAAUUCGACAAUUGACAUCAGAAAUUACUCAACUGAAGAGAAAUAAUGUCAAUGAUUUCUCCUUACAGAUAAGUCAAUGUAAUGAAAAUGUUCUUCAUACCAAACGAGAGAUGAAUGUUUUACACAUGGAAAUAACUGACAAAAAUACGAUUAUCUACAAUUUGUAUCGAAAGAUUGAAUGUCUCGAACAGGCAUUGACAAUAUCAAAACAACGAAUGAAUGCUCAAUUACAUGAAAUUGAAGAACUUCGAUCAAGAAACCCAAUGAGUACAUUAACGAUCAACAGACAAAUAAAACAAACAUCACCGUUCGUCGAUGGAAUACUAACAGAUGAUGAAGUUCAACUGCGACAAUCCAUUGAUCUCGACAAAAACUUGUUCACAAGUUCGCCGAUAAAAUCGACGAAUAUACACAAACACUUUCACCAUAUUGAUAGUGAUUCAUCAUUGAAAUGCUCAAUGAAUUUCAUGGAAUGA
Adineta ricciae is the source of this 1389-nucleotide messenger RNA. Lineage: Eukaryota; Metazoa; Rotifera; Eurotatoria; Adinetida; Adinetidae. The record is from the annotation of a GenBank genome assembly.